Messenger RNA from Adineta steineri, 1719 nucleotides. The record is from the annotation of a GenBank genome assembly. NCBI's taxonomy places the organism in Eukaryota, Metazoa, Rotifera, Eurotatoria, Adinetida, Adinetidae.
AUGGAAUUUCAAUCAAAGAUCAAUUCAAUAACAUGGUUAGAUCGUUUUCCUAUUGAAAUAAUCUUUGAAAUAUUUGAUUAUUUAUCAAACAAUGAUAUAAUUUAUACAUUUUUUUCUUUCAAUAAACAAUUUAAUAAUAUUCUUAUACGUCAUCGACGUUAUUUUACUAAUUUAGAAUUGCCAUCAACAAAUUUCGAUACAUGGGAACCUAUUCUUUCGUAUCUAGGUUCAAAAAUCGAAUCAUUAAUAAUAUCUACCAUUGAUUUUUCAUUUCCCUUAAUAUAUUUUUCAAAUUUAAAAUCAGUUAUUAUCCCUUCAACAUAUGGUUUACCAAAAGAACAAUUAAAAUAUUUACUUGACUGUGACCAAUUUAAUAAUUUACAUACAUUUAAAUUAAAACAAAAGAAAUUAUUUUGUGAUCAAUUCUAUUAUUUUGAUUUAAUUGAUCAAAAUUAUUUAUUUAAAAAAAUAUUUAAUUCAAAUAAUUCAUUAAAAAUAUUCGAAUAUCCAUUUAAACGUUCAUCAUUAUCUAUCACACAUUACAAUAGCUUACAAAUCAAUUCUAAUCUACAUUCAUUAACAUUAAUAUUAAGUGAUUUUAAUGAUAUAUUUAAAUUAAUAUCCUAUACACCGAAUUUAGAAUAUUUAACUAUUCAAACAUCACCACCACCGAUUACAUAUCAAGAAAUAAUUUAUCAAACGAAUAUUAAAUUAAAACAAUUCAAUUUAAAAUUAGGUCAUGAUUCAAUUGAUUUUAAUCAGUUAAUGAAUGGUAUUAAACAAUUUUCAUCAUCAUUAAUUUCAUUAUCACUUGAUUUAGUUGAUUUAAAUAUUGAAACAAUAGAUGAAUUACCAUUUAAUAGUAUUAAACUUCAACAAUUUUUACAAACAAUGAUUGAAUUAAAACAAUUUCAUCUCUAUGCAAAAUUAAAUGAAUGUCCAAUUGAUAAUGAAAAUUUUUUAUUAGAAUUUCAAAAUCAAUUUUGGUUGGAUCAUAAUUGGAGAUUUGGUAUGCAUGAUAAAUAUUUCUAUACAUUACCAUUUCAUUUUGAUUAUCUUUAUGAAUUUUCAAAUAAUUUUAAAACGAAUUCUCGAUUAUGGUAUUCUAAUGUUAAAUCAUUGGAAUUAUGUUUAACAGAAAAAUAUAAUUUUCAAUUUUUAAAAGAUCUGAAUAUUCAAAUGCCGAAAUUAAAUUUAAUUAAAUUUACUUCGUGUGAUUCGAAUAAGAAUGAAAUGAGAAAUAAUAUUACAUUCGAUAAUGUUACAACAUGUGAAUAUAAUGAAAAUGUAAAAGAUUGGAUUUUGUAUCGAUUACCAAAUUUAAAACAUUUAAUUUUAUCGUCGAAAGAAUUAAUUUCAUUAGAUAAUCAAGUAGCGGAAAUAUUUAAUAAAAAAAUUCAAUAUUUAGAUAUAAAAAUACAUUCAGAUGUGGAUUAUUUACCUGAAACAAGUUAUAUGUACUGGUCAAAUGUUCAAUAUAUAUCAUUAUAUUUAUGUUAUAAUCAACAAAUAUCUCAAUGUCAUGCAAACCAUGUGAUUAAAAUAUUGAAAUAUUUUCAAAAUUUAAAAACAUUAACGGUUUAUCUUAUUCCAACAAGGUUUGAUAGUAUUUUACGAUUGAAUAAAUUUAUUGAAUCUUUAAAUGCCGAUGAAAUUCUAAAUAAUUAUCAAGUAAAACAUUUCGGAGUGUAUUCUUUAUUUUCAAAAAUAAUAUUAUAA